This is a messenger RNA of Morone saxatilis (striped sea-bass), 1346 nucleotides long. RefSeq names its product CBY1 interacting BAR domain containing 1 (gene cibar1). The record is from RefSeq and is a predicted model, not a curated record. The transcript is spliced from 9 exons. Gene Ontology annotation, biological process: cilium assembly. Bases 120 to 1028 code for a protein of 302 amino acids. Gene Ontology annotation, cellular component: ciliary transition zone; ciliary basal body. NCBI's taxonomy places the organism in Eukaryota, Metazoa, Chordata, Actinopteri, Moronidae.
CAUGGAAACGGCAGAUCGGCGUGCUAGCCCGGGAGAGAAAAGCAUAGUUAGCUAGCGUUUAGUAUCUGUCUCUCAGUAAACUUCGCGGAAUACAUUUGAUUUACCGCCUUCCUGCAAAGAUGAGCCGGACUCCGGAUGCAAGAACGAGAGACAACCAGACGAGAAAGAUCCAGGAAAACAUCACUAACGUGGAGAAACAUUUUGGGGAGAUGUGCCAAAUGUUUGCUGCCUAUGUCCGUAAAACAGCCAGGCUACGAGACAAGGCAGAUAUCCUGGUCCGGGAAAUUGGCAUGUACGCAGACACAGAAACGCCAAACCUGAAGAGGGGUAUGAAGCAGUAUGCUGACCACUUGGCCAAAAUUGAAGACUACCGCCAAGCUGAGGUGGAGAGACUUGAAGCCAAAGUCAUAGAGCCAUUAAAAAGCUAUGGAGCUGUAGUGAAACGUAAAAGGGAGGAUCUGAAGACAACUCAGAGUGCCAGAGACAGAGAGGCCAAACAGAUGGCUCAGCUUGAGAGGACCAGACAGAGAAACCCCUCAGACAGGCAGAUCAUUUCUCAGGCUGAAAGUGAGCUCCAGAGAGCCACAAUGGAUGCCACGCGGACCACCAGGCAGCUGGAGGAGACCAUAGACGAGUUCGAGAGGCAGAAGAUCCGGGACAUCAAGAAAAUCUUUGGUGAGUUUGUGACAGUGGAGAUGUCAUUCCAUGCCAAGGCCUUGGAGGUGUACACCCUGGCCUACCAGAGUAUUCAAAGUGUGGAUGAGGAGGAGGACUUGGAGGUGUUCAGGAGUUCGCUGCACCCCCCUGACUACCAGUCACGCUUAGACAUAGUGCGAGCUAAUUCCAAAACCUCCCUUGAUCGGACCGGGUCCUUCCUGAGUACAACAGGGACUUUACAGCAACAAAGGGCUUGCAGUCGGCAGACGAGAAGAGAGGAGGAGGAAGAGGAUGACGAAGAGGAUGAAGAUGAAUCUGAAGAGGAGGAGGAUGAUGAGGACGAAGAGGAGGACACAGAUCAUGAGCAUUAAUUUUUUAUCCUUUGUUGUGUUUGUCUGUAUGGAACAGAAAUGAUAUGGAAAGGUGUAUUACUGUUUUAUAAUCAUUGCCGAAAAUCACCUCACACAGGUGGUCUGAGCAGUAUUGUAGUGCAAGUGUGAUGUAGUUGUGUGUUUGUUCUUUACUAACAGUAGUCUUUGAAAUGCCAGCCAAUUAUUGUCUUAGCUAUAUUUAUAUAUAACACACAAUGCCAAAAAACACAUUACAUAUUCAACUGUAUUAUAUUAUCAGUGAAUGUUAUUGCACCGUGUUAGUCAUCUUUAUAAAUAAAAAAAGAAGUUUUCACAUUU